This is a messenger RNA of Ricinus communis (castor bean), 911 nucleotides long. RefSeq lists its product as uncharacterized. The transcript is spliced from 5 exons. The coding region runs from base 159 to 728 and encodes 189 amino acids. NCBI's taxonomy places the organism in Eukaryota, Viridiplantae, Streptophyta, Magnoliopsida, Malpighiales, Euphorbiaceae. The record is from RefSeq and is a predicted model, not a curated record. Gene Ontology annotation, biological process: maturation of 5.8S rRNA.
AUUGGAAUCCUAGUCGAACAACGGUUUUGGAACAACGCACACAGAAUACAAAAAAAAAAAAAGAAGAAGAAGAAGAAGAAGGGCUGCUUCCUUUUUGCUCUUGGGUAAAGUUCGUUCAUUUUUGGGUCUUUGCUUCUCUUCGUAGCACAAUUUUGAAUAUGGCAAAGCGUGAGAUAUCAAGUACUUUGAGGAACUUGAAGUUUAUGCAAAGGGCGGUUGUGAGGGAGGAAAAAGCUAAGAAACAAGAAGAGGAGAAACCUGAUGGGAAUUUCUUUUCCCCUGGUACUAUUAGGAAGUGUGUGGUAAUAAUGGAAGGGGAUCCCCAUCCAGGAGCAUCUAUAGGACGGAUGUCAUUUCAAAGUUUUAAUCCUUCUGUGGAUAAACUAAAUGAAGAUACAACAAACCUUGGUCAGCCUAAAGUGUCUGAUGUGUACGUCUCUACCUCCAGUGGUCAGAGUGGAGGAACAUCUUUUAGAGGGAAUGGAUCAUCACUGAAUGGAGCAGAGUGCUCAAACACUGGUAAUGCAAAAUCUGAUGGAGACCUUAAACGAAAACAAUCUGAUGUAGUACCUGAAUCACCACACAAAAAUAAAUCACCAAAAACUGAAGGUAGCCAACAGUCGUCUCCAAAUAGCAAUAAGGGGUCCUUCAAGCAACCAAAGCGUGAAAAGCUGGACUGGAGUGUGCUCAGACCAAAAAGUCAAAACAAUCAAAAUAAGAGAGGGUGAGCUAGGGAGUUUAUCUUAAUAGCUGCAGAAUUUCCUUCUUUUAUUGUCAAGUUCUAAUUCUUUUUAGCCAAAUCCUAACAGUUGAUGUUGUAUUGUUGUACUUCUGUUUCUGUACCUUGUUUUACCUUUUAAGCUAAAGAAUUUACCCGUAGUAUGAUAAUAUAGAAUACUAUAUUUUUGCCA